AAGUGUGGAAACAAAGUGAAAAUAAGAGAGCAAGAAAAGGGAGUGCCACAGCAGAAAUCAUCUCAGUUUCAUUUCAGUUUACCAGCUUAUUUGGAGUGUUUAGCAGCUAUGUCUGUACCAGCUAUGGAUUCGUUUAAGACUGUCCUGAAGUUCCUCACCAAUCAGAAGACCACUAUUGGCUACAGCUUCAUGGCUAUUUUGACAAUAGGUAGUGAACGAAUUUUCUCUAUGGUUUCUUUUCAGUGUCCGUGCAACCGUAGCCAGAAUUUCGCCUAUGGAUUAACUUUUCUGCUCGGCCCUGCUGUUGUCCUGCUGACGAUUGGCCUCUUUGUUAGUUCACGUCUUUGGCGGUUAUACACGGGGUGUUGUCUCAACCCUUUCAAACUCUGUCCCAGGGGUAACUGUAUGGGAUGCUUGCAGGUAUUUGUAAAAGUGCUGUCCGGAGCCUGUAUUGCCCCUGUCAUGUGGCUUAGUGUAGCACUGUUAAAUGGAACUUUUUAUGAGUGUGCUGUUAGUGGCCUGAAUGAAAAUGCGGUGGUGCGAAUUUUCUGCAAAAACAAAACACAGACAUGCCAGGACGAACUGCCGCGCGUGCCCUGCAGCAAGUCCCAGCUGUCUACGAAGGACAAUAUGGAACUGCUGUUGAUGUUGCGAGCCCAGUCACAGAUCCUCGGUUGGUCCAUCAUUAUCAUAUCAGCAUCAGUAGCACUAAUUGGGACUUGCUUUAAGAACUGUCGCUCUAAAGUAAGCUACCUUCAGUUAACUUUCCAGAAGAUCUACAUGGAGAAAGAACAGGAAAAGUUUGAGGUGUUUGCAGAAGACUACGCCACCAAACUGGCAGAGAGAAACCUCAAGAGUUUCUUUGACAACAAAAUUCCCGAUGCAUUUCCCUUCCCAAAUCACAAGGCCUGGGAGGAGAUCUCUACUGUAUACACUUUUAAGCAAAGCGAACAGUACUACAGCACACUGCAGAGAUACGUUGAGCGCGCUGAUCGGGACUACAGCCCUGAGAAGCGUCCUGUUCUAGAGGGGGCAGAUGGCAUAGAGAUGGCAUAGAAGUACAAAGCUGCAUGGACUGGUACCUCAACACAAUUAUAGCCCAGAAUAUGACCUUGAAGACCUAAAACCACUGUGAAUUAAAAAUGAGUUUUAAAAAAAUGUGGUAGCUACAACCUUUCUUGAAAGUGUUGUAAUGAUAGUUUUUGGAAAUUUUGAUUUGUGCAUUGAGGAAAUGGUCAGUACAGUACAGUUUUAUACUUUUAUAUCUGUAAACCAACACAGAUCUCCGGCCCUAAAGAGAUGUUGACAUUUGAGUGACACUCAAUAACAACAUCCAAUUUGCAUACUGCUUGAAUGUUGCAUUUCAGGUUUUACAAAGUGAAAAAAGCAAACACCACGUAUUCUCAGGGCAUUUGUCAUUCAGGCCAUGUGCACUCUUGAAAUUAGUAGCUCUUUUAUGCCUCACUACAUUUUAAAAUAUUUUUCACCAUAUCCUUAUAAAACAGGCAAUGCAUUUGAUACAAUAUUAUGCAUGUUAAUCUCAAAAGACUAUGGUAUAUAUAGUAUUGAUAAGUAACUGUCCAGCAGAAUAUUGAUUCAGAUCUACAAUAUGUAUGCCAACUUUUAAAAUGUAGAACAUGUAAACCACAAUUCUUAUUUCCUCUGCUGGGUUUAAGCAGAAGAUCUGACAAACAGGAAACCCACAUUCGGGUCUAGCACCUAUUUCUUCAAUAGUUUAUACCCACAUAUCAGCUCUGAAUAGGGCCCUGUGAUCAAAAUGAGUUUCUCUUAGCACAGCUUUUCAAAAAAGCAUAAACAAUGACUAAUUACUAAAAUGUCAAAAAUAUUACAAAUGGCAAGUUGGAGGUUUGCUGCAUGUCUGUGGUAAGCGUUUCCUGCAUUGUUGUGAAACAGACGUACAUAUGCACAGGUUAACAGUCAGUGGAAAAAACUUAACCACAGUAUUGAUAUAUACUAAAAACUGUUAUUCAAUGUAAGGCUGUUUCAGGUUAAAGUUGAGUGUUCAAAAAUAUUGCUUAGAAAUGUAGCCUAAUAAGUAAUGACAUUAAAAUUAAGUCAGAGCCACAGCCUUGCCCUUGUGUACAAAGCUAUGAGAUAGAGGCUGACUUGAGUUUGAGUUUUGACUCAAGGUCCUUUCCUUCAAAAGCAAAAGCAAUGGGAAAAAAUCUAUAAAUAAACUGUAAGUUGUACAGUGGUACUAACAAAAGAUGUUACAGGUCAAUUGCAGUACAUGGAACUAUAAAUGACAGCUCAUGUUAAUAGGAGAACUACAAUGACAAACACACAGUCCAUCUGCCUCAUUUGAUUUAAAAGUAACAGACAAAUAAACAAAAUGUUUAUGCAUGUACAUACAAAUGUAAUGAAUGUACAACCUGUUAAACUGUUUUUAUGUUGUUUUUUGAAGCUGUUUCCUUGAUCUAUGUAUUUAUACAAUUUUUUUUUUGUAUGACUGUACAAAUACUACGAAUGUACUUUGACAAAGAUACAGAUGUUUCACCCUCAUCUAACUGCUAAAAAAAGGCAGUCCAGACCAUUUGUUCAGCUGGUAAAUUACUAAUUAAAAUAUAUUUCUGGUUAACAUUAUCCACCUUAUUUUUGCAGUGAAAGUGGGAGCGGCCGUUUGAAAAUUUAAUGUUUCUGGCUUCCGGUCUCAUCCAUGUGUAGCUAUCUGUAUAGCUGAUAUUGCAAAUUGGUGUGCCUUACCAUAUUAUUUUAAUGUAUUAUCUUAAUUAUGAACACAAUGGUUUGUAAUGCAAACCUUUUUACCUUUUACGGCACUUCAGUAUUCUUCUUGUUAUUUCUCUAUGAACAGGAAAUCUAACACAUUACCAGAAAACAGCUUACUUCCGCAUUGAAAAGUAAGGUGGAUAAGGUGUGUUCUAAUCUUAGCCACUUUAAUUCUUUACCAUGGCAGUUUAUAUACUUAUAACAAUAACAAGCCAGUGCAAGUAGGUACUACCCAAGCUAAAGUGUAUCCAGAAACUAAAAUGUCUUAGAAUUUAAGCUUGUCCAAACUGGUCUGAACUGUUUCAGCAGGCUUGACAGGGUAGAACUGUACACAAAACCAUAUCCAGAAUAAGGAAAGGCUUUCAUUCAUACUUGCCUGUACAAUCAAUAGAUGUAUAAACAA
Messenger RNA from Labeo rohita (rohu), 3151 nucleotides. It is a transcript of the gene calhm5.1, whose product is annotated as calcium homeostasis modulator family member 5, tandem duplicate 1. The record is from RefSeq and is a predicted model, not a curated record. The coding region runs from base 109 to 1056 and encodes 315 amino acids. Gene Ontology annotation, molecular function: monoatomic cation channel activity. The transcript is spliced from 2 exons. NCBI's taxonomy places the organism in Eukaryota, Metazoa, Chordata, Actinopteri, Cypriniformes, Cyprinidae.